CAUGUGUGAGAACCUUAGUCGCCGCACAGGGUAAAGCCGGUCUUGCUGCGGGAAGGACCAGUCCGACCGAUCUCAUCGUAACUUGCUGCGCUCUCCUUUACCACCGGCAAGAUGGUCCUGGACUUAGAUUUAUUUCGUGAGGAUAAGGGAGGGAGCCCUGAACUGGUGAGAGAAACUCAAAGGAAGAGAUUCAAGGACCCGGGGUUGGUGGAGGCCUUGCUGAAGUCAGACACAGCCUGGAGGAAAUGCAGGUUUCAAGCAGAUAACCUGAACAAACAGAAAAAUUUAUGCAGCAAGACAAUUGGUGAGAAAAUGAAGAAAAAAGAACCUGUGGGAGACAAUGAUGCCCUACCGGAAAAUGCCCAGAAUCUGGAACAACUGACAGCCGAAACCCUGAGUAAACUGACAGUAACACAGAUCAAACGACUUCGGGUCCUGAUAGAUGAGGCCAUAGCUGCAACAGAUGCCGAGCGAAUUAGACUGGAGGCUGAACGCUUUGAGAGUUUAAGGGAGAUUGGAAACUUGCUGCAUCCAUCCGUGCCUAUUAGUAAUGAUGAGGACAAAGAUAACAAAGUGGAGCGCACAUGGGGAUUAUGUGAUGUCCGAAAGAAAUACUCCCAUGUGGAUCUAGUCGUUAUGGUUGAUGGCUUCGAGGGAGAGAAGGGAGCUGUAGUUGCUGGAAGCAGAGGAUAUUUCCUAAAGGGCCCCCUAGUGUUUUUGGAGCAGGCCAUUAUCCAGUGUGCUCUGCAGACUCUGGCAGCGAAGGGCUACACUCCAAUGUAUACGCCAUUCUUCAUGAGGAAAGAAGUGAUGCAGGAGGUGGCCCAGCUCAGCCAGUUUGAUGAUGAGCUAUAUAAGGUGAUCGGAAAGGGCAGUGAGAAGUCAGACGACAGUUCAGUUGAUGAAAAAUACCUCAUUGCCACCUCUGAACAACCGAUUGCUGCUCUCCAUAGAGAUGAAUGGCUUAAACCAGAGGACUUGCCCAUUCGCUAUGCAGGGCUUUCAACCUGCUUUCGACAGGAGGUUGGAUCCCAUGGGAGAGAUACCCGUGGAAUCUUCAGGGUGCAUCAGUUUGAGAAGAUUGAGCAGUUUGUUUAUGCCUCGCCUCAUGACAACAAGUCCUGGGAAAUGUUUGAGGAAAUGAUUAGCACAGCUGAAGAAUUCUACCAAGGACUGGGUAUCCCUUAUCAAAUUGUUAACAUUGUCUCAGGUUCUCUGAAUCAUGCAGCCAGCAAAAAGCUUGAUUUAGAAGCCUGGUUCCCCGGCUCUGGUGCUUUCAGGGAGCUGGUUUCUUGUUCAAAUUGCACGGACUACCAGGCCCGUAGGCUGCGUAUCCGCUAUGGGCAGACAAAGAAGAUGAUGGACAAGGUUGAAUUUGUGCACAUGUUAAAUGCAACCAUGUGUGCCACAACCCGCACAAUCUGCGCCAUUCUAGAGAACUACCAGACUGAUGAGGGAAUCAUCGUCCCGGAAAAGCUCAGGGACUUCAUGCCGCCAGGCUUAAAGGAAAUCAUCAAGUUUGUGAAGCCGGCUCCGAUUGAUCAGGAGCUUACCAAGAAACAGAAGAAGCAGCUAGACGGAGGCAAGAAAAGCGCAAACAGCGGCCUAGAGUCUCAGCUGCAGAACAUGGAAGUGAACUGUGCUUAAAUUCAUCUUUUCCUUAUGUCAUUCCUGUCCUGCAAGCUAGUUCUCCCAAACAACAUCCUACUGAACAAUCUGUUAAAUUAUUGGGCCGUUCCUGCAGUCUCCUCCCGCAUACCUUUCCUCCCGUUUAUUCAGACAAACUGUUGCUGCUAAUACAAAGACAUAGGGGAAUGUCCCUAGUGAGGUCAACAAAGGCUUCAUGAUGAGAAGCUCGGAAGGAAUUGUAAUAAAACAUAAAAAGUGAUUGAUAAAAAUGUCAACAGCUGAUGUUAAUGGGUGCAAAUAAUAUCCUACAAUACAUGACAUUCCAAGUUAAAGUUACACGAAGCUUUAGAUGGAGGUUAUAACGUGAAAAAGAAAGCAGAAACCUCCCAUAAGGGAUUGUGGUUUUUCACAUGAACUUUAUUAAGAAG
Molecule: messenger RNA, 2057 nt
Organism: Spea bombifrons (plains spadefoot toad)
Lineage: Eukaryota; Metazoa; Chordata; Amphibia; Anura; Pelobatidae
Gene: SARS1
Product: seryl-tRNA synthetase 1
Exons: 11
Coding region: 112-1647 (511 amino acids)
Biological process (GO): seryl-tRNA aminoacylation
Cellular component (GO): cytosol
Molecular function (GO): serine-tRNA ligase activity; tRNA binding; ATP binding
Source: RefSeq, a predicted model, not a curated record